CAGAAGGCGUACGAAGCCAGUUCUCCGCCAAAAACCAUGACCGGCGACACCACGUUUUCGCCGCCCGACGAGGCAAUGUCGCCCGACCCUAAUCUCCACAUCACUAUAGAAGAAUGUUCUCAGAACAGUGGCCAUUUGCUUGAGGAUGAAGGGGAUGACCUCGUGAAUGACUGUGGUCAGUUGUUUGAGAUUGAGGGUGAUGACCAUGAAAAUGAAAGAGAUAGCAAAAACGACCAGUUUUUCGACAUCGAGAGCAAUGGCCAUGAAAAUGAAGGAGAUGAUGCAAAUGAACACUUGUUUGACAUCGAAGCCAAUAGCCAUGAAAAUGACAGAGAUGUUGCAGAUGAGCAAUUGUUUGACAUUGAAGGCAACAAGCACGGAGACGAGAACAAGGAUGAUCAGAGUGUAAUUGAUGGUCAAAGUGGUGCAUCUCAAAGAAAGGUCUAUUCCCCACCCAUUGUAGGGAUGGAGUUUGAGUCAUACGAUGAUGCUUACAACUAUUAUAACUGCUAUGCCAAGGAGAUUGGAUUUGCUAUUAGGGUCAAGUCUUCGUGGACAAAGCGUAACAGCAAGGAGAAGCGUGGUGCAGUACUCUGUUGCAAUUGCGAGGGUUUCAAAAUGGUUAAAGAAGCAAACAGUCGCAGGAAGGAAACAAGAACAGGCUGUCUAGCGAUGAUAAGGUUGAGAUUAGUGGAGUCGAACAGAUGGAGGGUGGAUGAAGCUAAGCUUGAGCACAACCAUUUGUUUGAUCCUGAAGGAGCUCAAAACUCCAAGUCACACAAGAGGAUGGAUGCUGGAGUGAAAAGGAAGGUCGAGCCAACACUUGAUGUAGAAGUACGGACAAUCAAGUUAUAUCGUACACCUGCAGUUGAUACUGUUUGUUAUGGAAGCCCAUACUCCUAUAAAGGAGAAAGUAACAAUCAAAGUGAUUGGUCUAGGCGCUUGAAGCUUAAAGAUGGAGAUGCACAGCUCAUUCAGAAUUUCUUUUGUCGGGCUCAGCUAGCUGAUCCAAAUUUCUUCUAUGUGAUGGACUUCAAUGAUGAAGGGAAUUUGAGGAAUGUGUUCUGGAUUGAUUCUAGGUCUAGGGCUGCGUAUGGUUACUUUGGUGAUGUAGUUUUAUUUGACACAACAUGCUUGUUAUACAAUUAUGAAAUUCCUCUUGUCUCAUUUGUUGGAGUAAAUCACCAUGGGCAGACCAUUCUCCUGGGUUGUGGUUUGCUUGCAGUUGAGACACUGGAAACAUACAUAUGGUUAUUUAGGGCAUGGCUUACAUGCUUGUCCGGUCGGCCUCCUCAGACUAUCAUUACAAACCAGUGCAAGGCCAUGCAAACUGCAAUGGCAGAGGUUUUCCCUAGAGCGCAUCAUCGUCUAUGUUUGGGAAAUGUUGUGCAAAGUAUUCUUGAGAACUUGGGAGCAUUGCAAGACUACAAGGCAUUUCAGAUGGCUUUGUUUAGGACUGUGUAUGACUCUCUGAAAGUGGACGACUUUGAAAUGGCUUGGGAAGAAAUGAUCCAGCGGUUUGGAAUUAAGGAUUAUGAGUGGCUUCGGAAUUUGUUUGAAGAUCGAGAGCGUUGGGCUCCAGUUUACUCAAAAGACACUUUUUUUGCUGGAAUGUUCCAUUUUCAGAAGGGUGAGUCAAUUAGCUUCUUUUUUGAUGGUUUCAUGCAUGAGAAAAUUUCUUUGAAAGAAUUUUUUGACAUUCAUGAUUCAGUUUUGGAAAAGAAGCGUCAGAAAGAAGCUCUUGACGAUUUUCAGUCGAGAGAUUUGAGUCCCAUGUUGAAAACCAGAUGCUAUUAUGAGUUGCAGAUCUCUCAAGUGUAUACGAAAGAUUUAUUUAGUAAGUUUCAAGAUGAGAUUGUGAUGAUGUCUUCGUGUUUUAAUAUAACCCAAGUUCACACUAACGGAUCAAUUGCCACAUACAUGAUCAAAGAACGCGACGAGGAAGAAAUGCUGAGGGAUGUGAGGAACUUCGAGGUGGUGUAUGAUAAACCAGGAGCAGAGGUUCGCUGCAUUUGUGGUUGUUUUAAUUUCAAAGGCUAUUUAUGCCGACACGCCUUGUGUAUCCUUAACUAUAAUGGCGUAGAGGGAAUCCCGUUUCAGUAUAUUUUAUCACGAUGGAGGAAGGAUUUUAGGCGCCUGUAUGUACCAGAUCUUGGUUCUAAUAAUGUGGAUAUCACAAACCCAGUUCAGUGGUUUGACCAUUUGUACAAACGAGCAAUGCAAGUUGUCGAGGAAGGGAUGAUUUCCCAUGACCAUUAUAUGGUUGCUUGGCAAGCAUUUAAAGAGUCUUUGAAUAAAGUUCGUCUUGUAGCAGACAAAAAUGUAUUGUAAUUAUAUAUAAUAUGUAUGAUUCUUUGUAGCUAGCAAUAUUUCCUUCUCUCUUUCAUGUCCCAAGCUCUUCAGAGUUCACUGUCUGCCUCUGGGCGUGUUUUUUACUACCCAAAGAAAAGAUCCUUGAUUAGAUUACCUUUCUGGGUCUGGCUUUAUGCUUGGCUGCUUGCAAGUAAAUCAUGCAGGUCUGGCUAUAUUCCCUUGGCGUUGGGUAACACAUGCCCUUGGCGUAUAUGUGACUGUUAAGGGAUACUAUUAAGUUUGUAAAUAAGGCUAUUCCUUAUUUUUGUUAAAUUUCCAUUUUCUGACUGGUAUAUAUGGAUAUGAGAAUUCCAUGAAGGUAUUUUUAUUGAUAGGGCUCUGUUUGA
Molecule: messenger RNA, 2699 nt
Organism: Morus notabilis
Lineage: Eukaryota; Viridiplantae; Streptophyta; Magnoliopsida; Rosales; Moraceae
Product: protein FAR1-RELATED SEQUENCE 8
Exons: 2
Coding region: 37-2331 (764 amino acids)
Biological process (GO): regulation of DNA-templated transcription
Molecular function (GO): zinc ion binding
Source: RefSeq, a predicted model, not a curated record